UCUCGGCCUCGGAAGCCCUGAGGGAACGGAGCCCCCCUUCUCCCCACCCCCGAACCCGGGAAAGGGGCGGGGCGACUGGGUGGGGGAGGGUCGGCCGUGACCGAAGGCAACCUCGGAGAUAGUUUCCCCCGUCGGGGCUGCGCUGAAACCGGAGACCGAAUGGAGGCUCGGAGGUCUCCCCUUCAGGCGGGGAGCGGCCUCCCAGAGGAGCUCCGCAGCCCCGAGGCUGAGCGCUGGCGCUUCCGCAGCUGCGUCUCCCGGGAGGCGGAGGGGCCCCGGGCGCUUUGCAGCCGCCUGUACGGGCUGUGCCGGGGGUGGCUGCGGCCCGAGCGGAGCAGCAAAGCCGAGAUGCUGGACCUGGUGGUGCUGGAGCAGCUGCUGGCCCUGCUGCCCCCGGAGCUGGCGGGCUGGCUGAGGGAGUGCGGGGCGGAGAGCUGCGCCCAGGCGGUGGCCCUGGCCGAAGGCUGCCUCCUCGGCCCCGCAGCCGCCCAGGAAAAGCUGGCAAAGGGCCGGCAGGUGCAGGAGCCAUUCAUUGAGGAGAUCUCAGCAGAGCUCCAGGGAAGAGGAGAUCCAUCCAAUGAUUCUAAAGACCACCUUUUCAGGAGGAUCCAACUGGGGCCACCUUGCCAGGACUCUGAUCCCUUUGAGGAGGUGGCUGUUGACUUCACAGAGGAGGAGUGGGCACUGCUGGAUUCUAGCCAGAAGGCCUUGUGCAGAGAAGUCAUGCUGGAGGUUACUAUGAAUAUGGCUGCUCUGGGUGAUGGUGAUGGGCUGGAGAAUGAGAAGCAGCUGAGAUUAUUUAAACUACAAAGGGCAGUGUCUUCAAAGAGCCAAAGCGACUUCUGUACAAGACAUAAUCUGACUCCCCAUCAGAGGAUCCACUCAAGCGAAAAAACAAAUAGUUGUGUGGAGUCUGGAAAGAGAUUCACUGAGAGUAGUGAUAUUACUUGCCAUCAAAGGAUUGACACAGAGGACAGACCAUAUCAAUGCCUGGAGUGUGGAAAGAGCUUUAUUGAGAAAUGGCGCCUUACUUUCCACCUAAGGAUGCACAUGGCGGAAAGACCGUAUAAAUGCAUGGAGUGUGGAAAAAGCUUUCCUCAGAACUCAGAACUUAUUUGUCAUCAGAGAAUCCACACUGGGGAGAGACCAUAUAAAUGCAUGGAGUGUGGAAAAAGCUUCACUCACAAAGGAACACUUAAUUCUCACAAAGGGAUCCACAUGCGAGAGAGACCAUAUAAAUGCCUAGAGUGUGGAAAGAGCUUUUGUCAGAACUCAGAACUUAUUCAUCAUCAGAGAAUCCACACUGGGGAGAAACCAUAUAAAUGCAUGGAGUGUGGAAAAAGCUUUGCUCGGAAAGGACAUCUUAAUGUUCAUGAAAGGAUUCAUACUGGGGAGAGACCUUAUAAAUGUAUACAAUGUGGAAAAGCGUUUACUCAGAAAAAUAGUCUUAUUAUUCAUGAAAGAAUCCAUACAGGGGAGAAACUUCAAUGUCCAGAAUGUGGAAAGUGUUUUGCUCAGAAAGGACAACUUAAAUUCCAUGAGAAAAUCCACAGGGCAGAAAUGCUUGGAGUGUGGAAAAAGCUUUAACUUGAGCAAAGAUCUUAUUUGUCAUGAAAGGACCCACACUGGGGAGCGACUAUAUAAGUGCAUGGAAUGUGGAAAGCAAUGUACUUGGAAAAAUUAUCUUAUUAAUCAUGAAAGAGACCAUAUAAAUGCACAGAAUGUGGAAAA
This is a messenger RNA of Pantherophis guttatus, 1731 nucleotides long. The record is from RefSeq and is a predicted model, not a curated record. NCBI's taxonomy places the organism in Eukaryota, Metazoa, Chordata, Lepidosauria, Squamata, Colubridae.